Messenger RNA from Glycine soja, 970 nucleotides. Its product is annotated as reactive Intermediate Deaminase A, chloroplastic-like. Gene Ontology annotation, cellular component: cytosol. Gene Ontology annotation, molecular function: deaminase activity. Lineage: Eukaryota; Viridiplantae; Streptophyta; Magnoliopsida; Fabales; Fabaceae. Bases 82 to 645 code for a protein of 187 amino acids. The transcript has 6 exons. The record is from RefSeq and is a predicted model, not a curated record.
CAGACAGUGUUUGGGAAUUUUUUAUAAUGUCACAGACAGUGAGUCACUGACAGUGUUUGUGUGUGUCUAAGAGAGAGAGAGAUGGCAUCGUUUUGUGCUGCAAGGACUUUCAACAUUCCGGCGAUGAACGCCGGCGUUCUUCGCCGCCGGGCAUCGUGGGCCGCCGGAAUAGUCGGAGCCUCGGUGGCCGGCGCUGCACUUUUGCGCUCUUGUUCGUCUAAGCGCUCUGCGCCAUUCGCUUGCAUGAGCCUCUCUACUGAUACCGGUUUAAAGGAAGCUGUUCAAACUGAAAAGGCCCCAGCGGCAUUGGGGCCAUACUCUCAAGCAAUCAAAGCCAACAACCUUCUGUUUGUGUCAGGUGUUCUUGGCCUUAUUCCUGAGACAGGGAAGUUCAUCUCUGAUAAUGUUGAAGAUCAGACAGAGCAGGUUCUCAAAAAUAUGGGAGAGAUCCUAAAAUCUGGGGGUGCCAGCUAUUCAUCAGUUGUUAAGACAACUAUUUUGUUGGCUGACUUGAAGGACUUCAAGAAAGUUAAUGAGAUCUAUGCUAAAUACUUCCCUUCACCUCCCCCGGCUCGGUCAACCUAUCAAGUAGCUGGCUUGCCAAUGGAUGCCAAGAUUGAAAUUGAGUGCAUAGCCGCACUUUGAGCACCAUUCUAAUAGUAUAUAUGAGUCUUCAACAAACUCAGGUAAAUAAUACGGGAGGGACAUAUCCAACCAAAUUGGAUUGUUUGUAUCUUGUUGGAUGAUGAUGCUCAUGUCCUUACAAAGCGAACCCACUGGAAAGGACUCCAAUUCCCAUAUUCUCUCAUAAGAUUUUGUUUCCAUUAAAUCUGAAAGAAAUUAUGAGAAAGGUUUGCAGCUUUUUGUAAUGCCGUUUCACUUUAUCAUGGACCAUGUUUGGAUGUCAACUCUCCAAUAAAACCAUUUCUACUACAUGUUUCAAUGUAAAUUCUCUUGCUCACUGCAUAAA